AUGGUGCUCUUCGAGCCACGGCUUCAAGCAACCCCACGCUACAACACCGUGGACUACGAUGAAUUCAAGGCCUUCGAGACGGCGCUGGCCCUCAUCGACGAGGAUGCCGCCGCAGUACCAGGGCCGCCCCUCUCGACAAAGCAGCUUUUAUCGACCUACAAGAAAUCGCUCGUAUCAAGGCGAAACUCGCUCUUCGAGGCAGGAACCGAUCCCGAGACCUCCAAAACCUGGAGCUUCUGGAACUGCACGUCGAAGCAACGGUACUACAAGAGCAAGCGGACGAGCUACACCGUGCCUAAGGAACACACCCGAAGGCAGAAAAUGCUGCGGAGGGAUGCAGAGAGCGAGAACCAGAACCUCCGAGAGAUGGUGGAGGGUCAGACGAAGACCAUCAAGACACUGAAACGGAUGUUCCAGAAGCAGAUCGUUGACAAGAUGCAGGACGAUACUGGCGACACGUAUUCCGUCCUCAAACAACUAUCUAGCUCGGUCUGA
Molecule: messenger RNA, 495 nt
Organism: Phytophthora sojae
Lineage: Eukaryota; Oomycota; Peronosporomycetes; Peronosporales; Peronosporaceae
Exons: 5
Coding region: 1-495 (164 amino acids)
Source: RefSeq, a predicted model, not a curated record